This is a messenger RNA of Kwoniella mangroviensis CBS 8507, 981 nucleotides long. RefSeq lists its product as uncharacterized. The transcript has 5 exons. The record is from RefSeq and is a predicted model, not a curated record. Bases 1 to 981 code for a protein of 326 amino acids. Lineage: Eukaryota; Fungi; Basidiomycota; Tremellomycetes; Tremellales; Cryptococcaceae.
AUGCUGAGUGGUAACCUACUGGCCGUUUUUGGGCUCUGCGCUACUGCCCUCGCUAUACCAUCUCAAAUCCCAUUUUCAUCGAUCGAACUCAUUAAGGAGAUAGAUACUUGGGCAUUGAAUCCUAAUGGAGAUGCAGCUGUCAUUCGAGUCAAGAGUGGAUCUCAACACGAGCUUCACCUUCUCGCUAUCAAUGCCCAGUUCACUGUACCAUCAGUCUCAUAUGAUGCAGCAAAUGCUCAGGCUAGGUAUACAUUCCUAGAUGACCAGACGAUUCUGACUGCCUCGCCCACGUCCGAGGGUCAAGAAGGACAAGCCCGCGGAGUAAUUUUGAGGAGCGAUCUGAAAGAGCUGGUGCACUCUGCUCAAGCGAGUGUACUAACUGUGGUGCUUCCUGAAGACCUCGUCCUAAUUCAAGUGGCUCAGCACGAAGAGGGAUGGGCGAUUAAGGGAGAACCACAAUUAGUGAAGCACAAGAAUUUGAUUUACUUAUUCGACCUUCAUGAUACCUCCUCGUCUCCGGUAUUACUUCGUCACUCCACCAAAUCUCAGUUGAUUGCACCAACGUUCGGCAAUGAUGAGCACAUCGCUUGGUUGUCAGAUCGUCAAUUAUGGUUAUCUACUGGAAAUGAUGAAUGGGAAGUUCCAUUGGACUUUGAUCUCUUCCCUGAGAAGAUCAUUUUCUCAAAAGACGGAAAAGCGAUAUACCUUCUUGCGCCUCAUGACGAUCAGCAAUCCCUAUUCCACCUCUGGACGCCGUCCAAGUCUGCAACAAAACCAAUAGCGCCGGUCAGGAUCCCGUCGAACGGUACCAUACACUCCGCCAUCCAUGUGGGGACUACACCACUUGAUCAUGCCCAUUUGAUAGGUAUUAAGAGUGAUUCGGCGAAAAGCGAAGGAAAGGAAUUAUGGGUGAUCAGUCAUUCGCCUCAUGAGGAUCCGACGUAUAAUUAUGAGAAUAUCAGAUUGACAUACUUCACUUGA